GUAUUUUCCUGUGUGAACGAUAACACGAUACAUCGAAAAUGAUACAUAAACAGAACUGAUGCGAAACGUCGGAUCGAAACUAUACAACAUAUAGCGUGCUUAAUAUUGAUAAAAUACUCAUAGUACUAUUGUUCAGCCGCGUUUUACUAUCUUAAACCAUCUGUUGAGUACAUUACAUGAGGACGGCUGUUUUGGUCCGCCGGUCAAGCGCACAGCUUCAUCGAUGUUACGGAUGAUGAAAGUUGGACAUACGAUGUAAAUGAUUUUGUGUAUAUCGUUACAUUAAAUAUCAAUUCAUGGGAUAUACCAUACAACGAUAGUGAAGUGACAUGGUAAUUGAUAUGGAUUAACAUAAGAAUGUGUAACAUUUGGUGCCGCCACAUUAAUGAUAACAAUUGAAACAAAAAAAGAAGGAAUACAUGUUUUCUGUUCAUCGUAAACAAGGAAAACAUUAACAAAAAAACACAUAACAGAUUAUCAUUACAAACGUUUUUUCCAUUUCGCCAUAAAAGGGAGGGUUGAAAAAAAUGGGACUAUACGAAGCGCUCUGGGAUGAUACACUUUGGUUCCCAGAAAAUUCUUCUGGGACCCCGUACGGCUGGAAGGAUUUGGAAAACCAGCCGGGCUCCGAUACCUACUACCCACAAUUAGUGCACCUUAACCUAUCGAUUCUCAUUGGGGCGUUUUUCGUCGGAAUCAGAUUUAUCUUCGAAAGGUUUGUUGCAGUACCCUUCGGUUUUGCCAUCGGUGUUUCCAAACGAAGGCCCCCGGGACCACCCCAUGACCAAGUCCUUGAAAAUGCCUUCAAGACUUGCAAAAAGAUUGACAACGGUUUCAUUAAACGUCUUUCGAAGCAGACGGAUAAGAGCGUUCACCAGAUACAGAUCUGGCUCCGGAAGCGACGUAACUAUGAUGCGCAGCCGACAAUAAAGAAAUUUGCGGAAUGCUGUUGGCAUUUCCUGUUCUACACAUCCGCGUGCAUCGGAGGUGGCAUCGUCUUAUGGGACAAACCUUGGCUCUUGGCAACGAAGCAUUGCUGGAUCGGCUGGCCUUUGCAACACUUGACCUCGGAGAUAUACUGGUAUUACAUUCUGGAGGCCGCGUUUUAUUGGGGACUCCUGAUUACGCUGCUCACCGAUGCGAAACGAAAGGAUUUCAUUCAGAUGACUGUUCACCACGUUGCCACGUUGGUGCUGAUUUACUUUUCGUGGAUGAUGAACCUAGUACGCAUAGGAACCUUAGUCCUGUUUGUUCACGAUGCCUCGGACCCGUUCCUUACGGCCGGAAAAAUGUGCAAUUACAGCAAACACAAACUGCUCAAGGAAAUCCUAUUCAUAUGCUUCAUCGCUACAUGGAUGAUAACACGACUCGGGGUCUACCCAUUUAGUAUUUUAUGGAGUACAACCUUUGAACCCUACCAAUAUAUAAUGGAGCAGACGUUUUUCACUCACUGGUUCUUCCUGUUUUUUCUCUACACGCUAAUGGUCCUGCACCUCAUGUGGACUUACAGCAUUUUCAUGGUGGCGGUAAACAAGUUGAAGAAGGGAGACGUGGAGGAUGUGAGAAGUGAUUCUGACACAGACUCUGAAAGAGAUUAGCUAUGCACUCGCCGAUUAAGAAAAACGUGAUUAAAUAUGUUGGAACUGAUUAAGACAUAUAUUCUUAGAUUGGAUACUUAUGCAAUUAAAUGAAUAAGGAAAUGGUGAUAACGUACGUUACGACGGAUAAAGAAGCAAAAUUUGAUUGUGAAUGCAUUAACUGAGAAACUCACAGGUUCUGUGGUGACACAUUAACUGAUAAAGACACUUGCUACAUAGUGAUUAAAUAUGUUGUAACUGAUUAAAA
Molecule: messenger RNA, 1845 nt
Organism: Dreissena polymorpha
Lineage: Eukaryota; Metazoa; Mollusca; Bivalvia; Myida; Dreissenidae
Product: ceramide synthase 5-like
Exons: 10
Coding region: 528-1598 (356 amino acids)
Biological process (GO): ceramide biosynthetic process
Cellular component (GO): membrane
Molecular function (GO): sphingosine N-acyltransferase activity; DNA binding
Source: RefSeq, a predicted model, not a curated record